Messenger RNA from Drosophila sulfurigaster albostrigata, 3039 nucleotides. It is a transcript of the gene lute, whose product is annotated as BTB/POZ domain-containing protein 6-B. Gene Ontology annotation, biological process: neurogenesis. Gene Ontology annotation, cellular component: cytosol. Lineage: Eukaryota; Metazoa; Arthropoda; Insecta; Diptera; Drosophilidae. Gene Ontology annotation, molecular function: protein binding. The record is from RefSeq and is a predicted model, not a curated record.
UUGGAUUUGUAGUUGACUUCGAAUUGUUUUUUAUUAAAACUACCUGCUUGCAUAAUUCCUCUAGACAGCCGAAGGCAUCUUAUACCCGCAGAAGCCCAAAAAAACAAUUUUUCUGCACGAUAAGAAACGCAAAAGUUACAGCGAAAGCAUAUUGCAUGAUGUUAAAAGAGGCUAGGCCGAGAAAAUUUUGUCGACUUCCUGUAGGUAAUCAAAAAGACCAAAUGCGUGUGGAAAUCCAUUUGGGAAGUGAACCUGGUAGAGAAAGUGCAUAGUGGCCAGCAACUAAAAAAAACUGGCAAGGCAGGCAAGACAAGGCAAUAGUCAGCCAGAGAUACAGGGUUUAACUCUGUAGAUUGAGUUAUUACGUAAUACAACAACGCAUUAUUUUUAAUUAGUUGCAGUGCACUAGAAAAUAAAAGGGAAGCUAGUAAAUGUAAAUAUGCCACACAAGAUUGUAAUAAAACUACGAAGAUGAUCGAGGCAUUUGCGAACCAUCUGAGCAGUCAUCUUGGACGUCACCUUUUUUAUUGGGCAAUUACAACACCGACGCCGAGAGGUCUCGACGGUGUCCAUUACGGCCUCAAUCUGCGUCUGUCCGAGCUAAUCAACAAAAUUCACGGCCCCCUCGAGCGGGGUGUGAAGGUGCUGGAUCACUUGCUUACGCUCGAAGAGGACGACUUUAGCGGUCAUUGGGGCAGCGCUUAUGCGCACAACUAUGAACCGGAGUCCCAACUUCCUGACUCUGAAAACGAGGAGCAGCCUCCUGCCGAAGAACACUUGCCUAGAUCUUACAAUAUGGAAACACUUAACAAUGGCAACGGUCUCUUACACUCACCCCCGCACAAUCACCAGCAGCAGCCACAACAACGUGGAGCCGCAAUCACCUCCCCAGGGAUAAGUUCAGUGGGCGGUGCCACUGAUCACAACAUACAGAUUACGCAGCCCAUUAGUGCCCCAUCCUCACCACUGGCAUCGCCAAGUACUCUAACUUGCGGCAACAGUGGCAAUAGCAACUCCACCACAUUCUGUCUACCUUCCAGUUCAACUGACAUUGCAACAAUUGCCUCAAUAGCCGCGGUUGCAGGUGGCACGACCAAUGCAACAACGUCAACAUCCAACAGUGGCAGUGGCUCUUACGUGUGUGCGGCUGGCAGCAACGCCAGUUAUGCCGCCGUCGGCGCCUCGAAUGCAAUCGACACUGCCGAUCCAAACUGGCAAGCGAGCAAGGCGACAGUGUUGGAGCGCAAUGCAGCAAUGUUCAACAAUGAGCUGUUGUCGGAUGUGAGGUUCAUUGUGGGCGGUGAUUUUGAUUUCGAUCCGAAUCAAACAAUUCCUGCACACAAAUACAUUCUUGCCACUGGCAGCUCUGUGUUCUAUGCCAUGUUUUACGGCGGAUUGGCGGAAAACAAGGAAGAAAUCAAAGUGCCUGAUGUAGAACCAACGGCUUUUCUUACACUUUUAAGAUAUCUGUACUGUGACGAAAUCAAACUAGAGCCCGAGCACAUAUUGGCCACGUUAUACGCUGCCAAAAAAUAUAUUGUUCCACAUUUGGCGCGUGCUUGCGUUAACUACCUCGAAGUUAAGCUGACGGCAAAAAACGCCUGUCUACUUCUCAGUCAAUCGCGCCUUUUUGAGGAGUCCGAACUGAUGCAGCGUUGUUGGGAAGUAAUCGAUGCCCAGGCCGAGAUGGCAGUUAAAUCCGAAGACUUUGUGGACAUUGACCUGAAGACAUUUGAAUCAAUCUUAUCGCGUGAAACUUUAAAUUGCAAAGAGAUACACUUGUUCGAGGCCGCUCUCAAUUGGGCUAUAAAUGCAUGUGAAAAAAUGAGUAUCGACGAAACAUCACAAAACAAACGGCGAGUGCUAGGUCACGCACUUCAUCUGAUACGCAUACCGACCAUGAGUCUAGAAGAAUUUGCGAAUGGCGUAGCUCAAACUGGCAUACUCACAUCCCAAGAGACAAUUGAUAUGUUCUUACACUUUACAGCCAAAGAAAAGCCCAGCUUGAGUUUUCCUACGAGAAUACGUGCAGGACUUAAAACUCAAGUCUGUCACCGUUUUCAGUCAUGCGCCUAUCGUUCAAACCAGUGGCGAUAUCGGGGACGCUGUGAUUCCAUACAGUUCUCAGUAGAUCGAAGAAUUUUCAUCGUAGGCUUUGGUCUAUAUGGCUCUUCCACUGGAGCUGCAAACUAUAACGUGAAGAUAGAACUAAAGCGUCUAGGGCGCACUCUAGCCGAGAAUGAUACGAAGUUUUUUUCGGAUGGUUCAAGCAACACUUUUCAUGUAUUUUUUGAGAACCCCAUACAAAUUGAACCGGAAUGCUAUUAUACGGCCUCAGUUAUACUUGAUGGAAAUGAGUUGAGCUUCUUUGGCCAGGAGGGCAUGUCAGAAGUACUCAUGGGCAACGUUACAUUCCAAUUUCAAUGCUCUUCAGAGAGUACCAAUGGCACUGGAGUGCAGGGUGGACAAAUACCUGAAUUAAUAUUCUAUGGACCCACUACCGUUGUUACUGCACUCAAUUCGCCCACCAACUCAGUAAGCGCUGCCAUUGCAGGAUCCACACAGGCUAUUGCUAAUGGUAGUGGUGUCUCUUCUGAUAUUGGGAGUAGCAGCAAUACCAAUAAUGGCUCAGAUGAAAUGCUAUUAAUGAACAACGCCCCAACAAGCAACAGUGAUGGAAGCAACACUUGAUGCGCGCAGCUAUACUGCGCUGAAUGGCAAGGCGCCUGCUACUAUCGACAGCAGACACAACACCAUCUGCAACAUCAUAAGAGGCAGAUUCAGCUACAACACACACAUAAUAGGAACUCAUGGGGUUUCAGUGCAAUGCAUCAAAACAAAUUGGAGGUUUAGAAAUGCGAAAUUAACAUUAUAUAUGUAGUUAUUAUUCCCAUCAUUUACUUGAAGACAGUCAUAAGUAAAAGAAAACUACUUUUCUUUGUUAAUUAGGCAAGCGAGCGACAUGUAGGUGCAACACCACACCUAUCUAUUGAAAUAAACUGCUACUGUGUUUGAAGUACAUAUGUAGAUCUAAAUGCA